Messenger RNA from Brienomyrus brachyistius, 2163 nucleotides. RefSeq names its product platelet-derived growth factor subunit A-like. Bases 678 to 1256 code for a protein of 192 amino acids. Gene Ontology annotation, molecular function: platelet-derived growth factor receptor binding; growth factor activity. The record is from RefSeq and is a predicted model, not a curated record. The transcript has 6 exons. Gene Ontology annotation, cellular component: membrane. Lineage: Eukaryota; Metazoa; Chordata; Actinopteri; Osteoglossiformes; Mormyridae. Gene Ontology annotation, biological process: positive regulation of cell population proliferation; positive regulation of MAP kinase activity; platelet-derived growth factor receptor signaling pathway.
GCGAAUCGGAAGGAGGCGCAACUGCAGCGCAGCAUAGCUGUACUGCGCCACUGGAAAGCGCUCGGUCUUUCUGCGGAGCCCAAAGAAACCUCGGGACUUUCGCGAAUCGCUUUACAAGCCGAACAGAGGGAUAAAGGGAGAAAAAACACUGGAAUUUUCUUUGUUGGACGGCAAAAUUGGAUUAUAUAUUGCAUUGCGUUCGAAGCAAUUGUUUUGUGAGAUUUUUAAUACUUCUUAAGCUACAGCACUACUGGUUUCUUUUGAAUUUUGUAAAAAAAAUAGUAUUUAUACAUACGCACUAUAAAUAUAGGGCUAUCGGUAAAUAAAACGUGUUUUAUUUUUAACGUUUUACCGCCGGACUUUUUCAGUAGCCCGUUUUUUCAACAAUUAAAGAGAAAUAACCAUGUUGUUCUACCUCCAGUUAAACGCCCAUCAAAGAUACAAGGACGUGAGCAAAAGGCGUGCUCAGGUCUUCAUGUAGCUGGUGUGAAACACUAAAGAAACGUACACCUGUAUUUCCGUGAAGAUGCUCGUAUGUUGGCCAUGCGUUGUGGAGGCUUGCAGCUCAGGCUAUGUCACUGAGGAAUGGUACUGAAUUCCUUGCGCCUAGGAGCAAUCUUUCGGCUCCUACAGGAUCACUUUCUUCUUGGUCUGAGGGAAAACGGGAUUAGAGAGCGAUGGGAACCGCACUUUACUGCUUCCUCGUCUGCUCGCUGUGCAUGCCUUGUGCCACCAAGGAGAAUUCCCCGAUUCCUCGGGACCUUAUAGAGAAACUGUCCCGUAGCGAAAUCCGCAGCAUCAGCGACCUCCAGCGGCUCCUUGAAAUCCAUUCCGUAGGAAAUGAUGUCAUAGAGGAGGCCAAGCAGAGGUACCACAAGGACGACUGGCACCACUACGCAGAUGUGAAGAGGUCACAAGGUCGUGUCAGGCAAAAAAGAAGCAUCGAGGAGGCCGUGCCGGCUUCCUGUAAGACGCGGACGGUGGUCUACGAGAUCCCGCGCAGCCAGGUGGACCCCACCUCCGCCAACUUCCUGCUGUGGCCACCGUGCGUGGAGGUGAAGCGCUGCACCGGCUGCUGCAACACGGGGAACAUGCGCUGCCACCCGUCGCGCAGGCACCACCGCACUGUCAAGGUGGCCAAGGUCGAGUACGUCCGCAGGAGGUCAAAGCUGAGGGAGGUGUUGGUGCGCCUCGAGGACCACCUGGAGUGCGUGUGCACAUCGCAGCACUCAGAAGUGCAGACAGAUAUGACGUGAGUCGUACAAGGUCUGGGAUUCCAGCAAGGUGUGGGACACGACCUUGACCUCCACUGAUCCCAGACACGCCCUCCCACGUUUGCCUUUUGAAAAUGCAACCAAAUAGCAAAUACUGAAGAAGCAAAGUAGCAAGACAGCAAACACGAGGACAAAGGUGUCGCCGAAAUGGCGAAAGUCGUUCUGCACUGCCUGUGUCCGGACUCUUCUGUUGGGCCAAAUGCUGAUGAUGGGAAUGACAACAGCACAGAGCUUUGAAUGGGACUCUUGCGGCUCUUGUUGCUGUGGCAGAGAUUUGGUGGAGGAGAUGCCUGAUAUGCACAGGGCCUUGGUCUGCACAAUAUGCGACACAUGGGGAGCUAGACCAUUAGGGACAACAGGAGCACGCCCCAGUAAACCAGCGUCUGAUGGCCUUACACCAGACCUUGCUUAUACCCUGAGAAAUGGCUGUGUGGAUCUCAUUCCACGUGUGUAAGUAAAUAUGAUUUUACCGGGAAGCACAUUUUAGAUUUGGCCUGAGCUGGUGACUGGAUCCGGCAUUACUGAGGAUCAUGGAAGUUGAUGGUGGAGUUGCAGUGACAACCACUGACAUCCAUCCGAUCGUGUAAAUCGGGACAGGAAGUGGAUUUGAUCCCUUAAGAUGACAGGCAGGCCUUUUUUAUCAAGACAUUGGAAUCUUGGAAAGAUGGAACCUUAGAACCUUGCACAGAGACUGCAGAAUUCUGCAUGUUCUUCAGAGGUUCCUCCCCAACGGUAGUCUUUCUAGCUGGCUGGUUGUCUUUUCUGUUCAAGAUAUGUACGUAUCUACACCUUAUUUUUAUAACCAUUUGUUACUUGUUUGAUUCUCUUGCUGUACAAACAAAACACCUUCUACUUGGUAUUACUACUAAUAAACUAUUUAUAUCUCUCA